ACUUAUUGUAUUUGCAAGCACGAAAGAUAACAAGAAUAAGAAACUGACGCAAACUUGUUAGAAACAUGGCCAACUUUUAUUUGGGAAACAUUAUUUUCUUACUCGUGCUUCUGGUUUCAGUUGUGUGGAAGGCAAGCGCAGUGAAUACUGAUACCGAUGUAUGUAAAGAUAAUAUUUCGUAUGAUGACGAAGAUUGCAAAAAAGGUUUAUAUCUGAGUUGUAGCGAGAGAUGCAGAGAAAAAUAUGGUCGCAAAUAUAUUACAGGACAGUGCGUUAGACGAUUUUGGGGAUCAGAGAUUUGUCAAUGCUUGUAUAAAUGUCCUCCAAAAAAACCUUUCUUUCAAAGAUUUAAGGAUAAAAUGAAGAAAAAACCUCCCCUUCAUAAACCGAGGGAGAUUGAAAAACAAAAACCUAUUGAAGGAGAACAUAAACAACCUAUUGAAGGAGAACAUAAACAACCUAAAGAAGGAGAACAUCAAAAACCUACUGAAGGAGAACAUAAACAACCUAGUGAAGGAGAACAUCAAAAACCUACUGAAGGUGAAGGAGAACAUCAAAAACCUAGUGAUAAUUAAUAAGGAUUUGGCUAACACACUUUUUUAGAAAAGAAAUAAAAAUUAUAUAAAUAAAAUUUAAAUUCUCAAUAUAUUAUUAUAUGUUGGAAUUCAGUAAUAAUGCCUAAGACUACUUAUUAUGAAGUGCAGAAGUAUGAGACUAUUAAUUAUACAAUUAUUUUCCGAAAUUCAAGCACACUUAAAGUUAUUAAUAAAUAAAGAAGGGUGAUGAGGAUGAGGAUGAGAAGUUUUGAGAUUCAAUGGUCCAGAAAUUUUUUUUUAUAGUAGUCACCUUUUAAUAAUUAUAUUUCAAAAUUUAAAGUUAAUUGUGAUGCUAGCAUUGUUAGUGUUGCAAGUGUGAGGAGUGUUGAAGUUAAUCCCACAUCAAAAAAAACAAGGAAGAGUGAGGAAUUUAUAAGAUGAGAGACUCAUUAACUUAACACUUUAAAGUUUUGAGUUGGAUGUGGUGUCUUCUCAUCUUAUGUUCUCUCACUUGAUUCCUUCCCAAAAUCUCCUCAAUUGUAAUGAAAAUAUCUCUAUCUAAUAUAAAUAUUGGAAU
Arachis stenosperma is the source of this 1113-nucleotide messenger RNA. RefSeq lists its product as uncharacterized. Bases 66 to 575 code for a protein of 169 amino acids. The record is from RefSeq and is a predicted model, not a curated record. The transcript is spliced from 2 exons. NCBI's taxonomy places the organism in Eukaryota, Viridiplantae, Streptophyta, Magnoliopsida, Fabales, Fabaceae.